AUGGCCGAUAUCUCCUCGCCAAACGCCAAUUCGUCCGACUGGAACUCUCCAUACCACAACCAGCAAAGCGCAAAUGUAUCAACGAACUCUCCCUUUCCGGGCUAUUCCAAUAGCCCCUACCUCCCGCCCAUCUCGUCGACCGUCUCUCCCGGGACGCUGCCAAGUAUCGUGAAGGAUAAACCGGAGUUCUACGACGAGCAAGAGAUCGGCCCGUUCAGCACGAACUACAGCGACCUUACAAACACCGACAUCCCCGUCAUGCAGCCGUUAGGGGGCCAAAUUCAAACGAGCCAUUUUACUAGCAUCAACGACCAGCCAAGCCUCCUGAGGCCACCGAUAGCCGAAAAGGACUCCUGCUCGCCUGCAACUUUGGACCAGAGACCAGAUGUAUCAACAGACUCUUCUGUGCAGGGUUUGGAAUCACCACGAGUGCCUUCCCGUCGGCGCAUGCCGCCGUCUCCGACUGGUCCAUCUCGCCGUAGCCGUCGUCUGCCGUCAAGCAUGCUGGGCACGCCCUCAUUCUCCAAGGCCCCGCCUUUCAGCAGCCACAUCGAAGAGGCCCGCCGUUCCUUGCGGGUCGGCCGUCCUAUCGCUGUCAGCACUGAUUCAUCGCAUGUGGAGACGCACAACAACGAGGACGAGUACGUGUAUGAGUAUGAUGACGAGGAGGAUCAGGAGCAGGGUGAGAAACAGGAAGACGAUAAUGAGACGAAGAACCUCUGGGAAAAUGAGGGUGUGGAUGGCGACCUCGCUCCUCUGGCGCUGGGGGGUCCUGCAAUUGGCAAGUUGCAGCAACAGCGCCGGGAUCAAGCGGGCUUCGGCGACGAACAGCAACACCAAGUGGUCGAUGGUGAUCGCGACAGCGGCACCACCAACUUCCAAGAUGACUUCGAGGCCGCAAUGAAGCAGGCGCUGGAGAGAAAGGCAGAGGAAUUGAUGGAAGAGGCCAGACGUGAGGCAUUGCUCGCCGUGCAGAGGAAUCGCAACCGUUACGUCGACUCGGAGUUCGAAGAUGGCAGACCGUGGAAGAAGCCGCCCACAAACCAUGGCAAGAAGGCCGCCGGGCCAUCCACGAGGGAGACGCCUUCACGUUCAAUCCAAUCUGUUGCAUCUUUCGACCCAGCACAUCUUCCUAGUGCUGCUUCUGUGGCACCGCGCAAGGAGCAAGACGCCCCUCCCGCCAGCUCCUCCUCCACCUUUACUCGCCGUGAUGGCAUCCCCAAGAAGAAUGUUCGCUUCGAGAUCCCGCCUGAGCAUAGCCUACACAACAUCGACCAGCUCAUUGCUCAGUCCACCAACGCGGAAGAGAUCAAGGACUUAAAGCAGCAGAAGCGUCUCCUCCGCAACAGACAGGCUGCGUACGACCCCUCCUUUCGAGUUUAA
Lasiodiplodia theobromae is the source of this 1383-nucleotide messenger RNA. Its product is annotated as BZIP transcription factor. The coding region runs from base 1 to 1383 and encodes 460 amino acids. The transcript has a single exon. The record is from RefSeq and is a predicted model, not a curated record. Lineage: Eukaryota; Fungi; Ascomycota; Dothideomycetes; Botryosphaeriales; Botryosphaeriaceae.